GCCAGUUUAGACAUGGGUGGCUAGCUGUCUUCAGUGAGUUGUUUGUUUGUAUGGAACUGGGGUUAAUAAUGAUGGACGGGGAAACGGAGCUGUCGUUUACAAUCGCCCAGAUGGUGCAGCGCCUGAAAGGGACACAUUUGCAUUCGCAGCUAGAAAGGCAGGCCAAAGAUUGUUUGCACAGACCAGAUAUUAAACUUGAUUCGCUGAAAGAUGACGUUCGGAAUUUCUUGAAAGUGUCAGGAUGGGAGAAAAAACUUCAGAAUGCGGUUUACAGAGAAUUGCACAUCAGGCCUGCCCCUGGACACCCGGCUGCUCCCCCGGAGCACACCAAAGAGCCCCUGGCAUACAUGCGCAAGGCCCAGGCUAGUUGGGAGAAGAGAAUCCUGAAGAGUCUCAACAGCAUGUGCACAGAACUGGACGUUCCUUUGGCUCGCAAGAGGCCGCUGCCAGAACAGAGGGAGCUGUCAAACAAAUGGAACGAGAUGGGGACGGAUGAACCAGACCUGAGUAAAUUCAGACCCGUCUACGCACCCAAAGACUUCCUGGAGGUGCUAGUGAGCUUGAGGAACCCUAAUCUUGACUGCAGUGAGGACGUGAGCUCUCACAGCCAAUGGGGUCUCAUCAAGGUGCCCCUUCACGUUAGGGACAUACGCCAGGUGAGAGAUGCCUGUCCUGAGCUGACCCUGACGUCUGGCCAGCUUGGCAUUGAUGACCACCCCUACGUCCACGCUGAUUUGUUUGAAAGUGAGCACGUUCGCCUGGGCAAAAGAGUGUUGAGUGAGCAGGACAGUGCUGCAGCUCAGCAGUACAGCAGACAGGGCUGCCCCACAGGCCUCAGGGCCGAGCUCUGGGCCCUCAUACUCAACUCCACCAACGACCCAGAGGACGUCAUGCACUAUGAGCAGCUGAAGGCCGGGGUCAUUCAACACGGUCUGCUGGUGGACAACCUCAUCUACAAGGAUGUGAAGCUGACUGCGAGCAAUGACGACUACUACUUUGUGUUUGAAGAUUUCCUUUAUCAGGUCUUGCUGUGCUUCUCACGUGACACGACUGUUCUUGAGCACUUCAGUUAUAACAGCGCCACGCCUCCCAAAUCCUACAUCCAAGGCAAAGCAGAGCAGAAUGAGUAUGCAGUUAUCUAUCCUCCCAACGGCGUCAUCCCAUUUCAUGGCUUCUCCAUGUAUGUGGCCCCUCUGUGUUUCCUGUAUAACGAGCCGUCCAGGCUGUACGGCGUCUUCAGGGAGAUGUACAUACGCUACUUCUUCAGGCUGCACUCCAUAUCCUCACACCCCUCAGGUAUUGUGUCUUUGUGUUUGCAGUUUGAGAGGCUGCUACAGGGCCACCUGCCUCAGCUCUUCUACCACCUCAGAGAGAUCGGAGCCCAGCCUCUGUCCAUAGCCUUCAAGUGGAUGGUUCGGGCCUUCUCGGGGUACCUCUCCACCGACCAGCUCCUCUUCCUCUGGGACCGCAUCCUGGGCUACGACUCCCUGGAGAUCGUGGCAGUUCUGGCGGCGGCGGUGUUUGCCUUCCGAGCUGAGAACCUGAUGGAGGUGACAUCACUGGCCUCUGCUGAGGCUGUCCUCGCCGACCUCUCCACCCUAAAGGUCAUGCCACUGAUCCAGAUCUUCGUCUUCGCCACGGUGGUCUAACCCCCACCAUGAAAACCAGACAGACGCACUGACGGACGGAUGGAUAGACAGGACAGACAGAGAGACGGACGGACAGACAUACAGACGGAGAGACAGGGGAGGCGAGGCGAGGUGAGGAGAGGCGAGGAGAGGAGGACCAACGGAUGGAGGAGAAAGAGGCUGCAUCUUCCGUCUCAGCCAAUCUCACAAAAAAACAAAAACAAAAACAAAAACGCCAAAUGCAAGUCAGGCCUUGCCUCACUACUUACAUCACCCACCAAGACUGCAGAAAAACUCAACAAAACAAACGAAAAAUACAGUAUAUAGCAGUGGGGUGAUGAGGAAGGUGAGGAAGAGGAAGAAUGUCAAGGCCAACCUGUCUCGGCCCAAGGCCCACCUUCAUGCCACGUUGUCUCUGGAGGGUCGGCCAUGGGGUUGGGUUGGGCUGGGCUGGACAGUCGUUGAGGGACGAGUAACGUGCCACCCCACCCGCCAGUCAUGCCACCCCCCAUCCACCAACCACCCAACUACAUAAGAUGCUCCACGUGUCACGCCACCUGUGCCCGAGCCCACUGUUGCAAGCCCCCCCCCACACACACACACACACACGCUUUCUCUCUCUUUCUCUCUCUCUCCCAGCUCCCUCUCUCUUUCCCCUUGCUCUCUCUCUCUCUCUCUCUCUCUCUCUCUCUCUCUCUCUCUCUCUCUCACACUCUCUCCCUCCUCUCACCGUCCCCACACGUGGAUCGUUUUACCACUGCUGUAUGUAUGUCUUACCCUAAACUUGAACCCCCCCCUGCUCACAUUCGCAUCUGAAGAACUCUUGCUUGCUUGCUUGCUUGCACUCGCUCCAUCUGCCAAAAGCUUCCUAAUGUAGCCGGCUAGCUAGCUAGCCUAAGGGGGCUGUGCAUGCCUGCAUGUGUCGCCCGUCCCCAAAUGAGCUGUGUUACAACUCUUACGUACACAGUACAUUUCGCAGUGGCAAUUUCCACGCUGAGAGAUUCGAAUUUCGAAUUUGCCAUAGCGUUGGUACUGCUUUUGAAGUGUUGAAUUCACACUGAAAAUGUAGGGUGAACAUGAAUUAAAUUGUUAACUAAGCACAAUGCGUGUUUAAUUUGACCGGUCUGGUCUGGCAUAGCAAUAUAUUGAUAAUAUAAUCAAUAAUAUAAACCAUACAUAACCCUUUUUUUUUGCACAGGCACUGUAGGACGUUUGUAGGAUUAGAUAAGGGUCAAGAUACGUUAACUAACUUUCUCUGCUUCAUCAGCGAACAAGUAGGCUAUCAACAUCAUCAAAACAAAGCAAGCAGCUGUAGUUUGUGGUUGUAAAACAGAGGGGAAGCCCACACGGUAGAUCACAUUUCCAUUUUAACACGUUUUUUUUUUUUAUACUGUAUGUCAAGUGUUGCAAUUGGCCAAAGCACAGUUUGGGAUAAUAUACAGUUGAGAAGUGGCCAAAUAUCGUUUUGGUGGGUAAAUCUUUUCUUGCAGAUGUAUACUGGAAAGCUUAUGUACAUAACAGACUGUGCAUGGGGAAAGAUAAAGUAGUCGUACCUGACAUGCCUCGCUCAGAAAACAACGGGUACGGAAUCCAUAACACUGACUGGGGCUGAAUCCAAAAUGCUUUCUCAUUCCCUCAAAAAUAAGAAGUACAAGUCAAUUCACAGUGUAAUAACUAUUACAUAGUUGUUAAACCGGUUAUUCCACUGUACCCACUGAGGUAGAUAUACUGUGUGACUGGAAAAAAGGGGGAAAUGCCACACAUUUGAUCUAAGCAGCUCAGAAUCAGUUGACCACAAGACAGGUACUGUAGCUUAGAGCAGGGGUUCCCAAACUUUUUCCCCUGCGCACCCCAUUGUACAUUUCAAUGUGGUUCGUGCACCCCCUAAGCGAAUAUUUUGGUGUGCUGAUGGCCACGCAAGUAUAGAUUCACUGCUCAUUCACUGCAGAUUAUGCACAGUCAUUUUGGGGAAUCCUCUUGUCCAAAGGUCUUGGAGUUAAACUACACUUCAGAUGGACCCUUCCAGCAUAACAACAUGCACCAUACAAUUAAAAACUACUUAAUGUUCUUUAAUGCUGGAUAAAGACUCACAUAUCCGCCAUUGGUCUAUUCAGCUCGCGCACCCCCUUAUGGCAGGCCACACACUCCCAGUUUGGGAAACCCUGCCCCAGAGUAAGGUUUUUUUCUUCUCAAUUUAACUUUUGAUAGCUCUGCUUCAGAGUGCACGGUAUAAUCUGAUACUAUUGUAUACAUUAUAGAAAAGAUAAUAUACUGUAGUAUAGUUAAGAACCAUAACAAUGUAUCCUAUGGAGUGGGCUGUGCAGGGGACGAAUGAGCACUUCGAAUACAUUACAUUACAUUGCACUUAGCUGACGCUUUCAUUUAUUCAAAGCAACUUACAGUUAUUAUUUGUCAGGGUAUUGGUUACAGUCCCUGGAGCAACGUGGGGUUAGGUGCCUUGCUCAAGGACACUUUAGCCAUGGAUGGAGAUGUAGGGAGAGGUCAGGGGGGAUUCGAAUCUGCAACCCCUAGAUUGAAAGACCAACUCCAUAGAACUAGUGACUAAUUGCAUGUGUUAAUGUAUGUAAGAAACUCCCACAGAACCCCCACACUGGCUUGUCCAGCAAAUGCUGUUGGUAAGUAUUCGUCACCCUGUGGUCCAAUAUCUGGAUCCCAAUUAAGAUCCAGACAGAACUACCAUUGAAAGCAAAAGCAGUACUGCAAGGUUCUGAUGUUUGGUGUGUUUUUAGUUUGUUUGUUUGUACAUUUGUUAUUAUUAUUAUGUUUAUCGUUAUAUAUUUUUAGUUUUGACCAUUUACAGUUUUUCUGGGCAAGUACGCCUAGAUGCUGUGUCAUGCUCCACACCUGGUGUCACCAUGGAUACCUAAAGGUUGGCCACUGGGCGCCGUUUUCCUUUCUUUUUUUGGCCAUGGUUAGCUGGUUUUGUUCCUGUAAAUUGUUUUUUUUUUUUAACUGAUUAUUGGUUUACCUAUGCUGCCUUCUCCAUACCCUGAUAAGAUAUGCAGCAUAAUAUGUGUGACAUACAGUAGAUUUUAUAAUAAACUGUGCAGUUGGCAAUUGUUAAUUUUAAACCUAAUUCAUUUUGGUAGGUUAUGCCUUUUGCAGUAGAGCUAUUAUUUCAUGUCAGUGCCACUUCAUCAACUAUUCACCACAAUAUGAUUAAAAAUGAGCAAUGGUUCAUUCAACUGAA
Molecule: messenger RNA, 4839 nt
Organism: Engraulis encrasicolus (European anchovy)
Lineage: Eukaryota; Metazoa; Chordata; Actinopteri; Clupeiformes; Engraulidae
Gene: tbc1d19
Product: TBC1 domain family, member 19
Exons: 21
Coding region: 51-1649 (532 amino acids)
Source: RefSeq, a predicted model, not a curated record